Molecule: messenger RNA, 159 nt
Organism: Emiliania huxleyi CCMP1516
Lineage: Eukaryota; Haptophyta; Isochrysidales; Noelaerhabdaceae
Exons: 2
Coding region: 1-159 (52 amino acids)
Source: RefSeq, a predicted model, not a curated record
AUGGCCGACGGAGGAGGUGGACGAGGCGUUGCACACACGCCGGGCCUCGCGCUUGCAGUGGAGGCACUGCACGCCGAGUACGAGCGAGCACUCGUCGAAGUGUUUGAUCAAUACAAGGCGGCGGCGGGCUACCCGGACGCAGAGCUGACUGUGCUGUAA